AUGAAAGAUGUUGUAAGGAAUAAUCUCCUCCGUCCGGCAAGCUUUUCGUUAUCAGAAGGCUCUGAUUCUGUUCCAUCUCAAAUUAUGUCCAUCAAGAUCUACGGCAACCUCACCAUGGCGAAAAACUCUUCCAUCACCACCACAAAUAUAAGACGCGGUCGCUCAACCCCAGCUCAACUUCCCAAUGAGAUCACCGGUGCUGAGGUAGAAGCAAAUGCAAGUGAUAUUGAAUUGGAGGCAGAAGGCCCAAUGGUAGAUGAUCAGGAGGUAGAACAUCUGCCAAUAGAAAACUUGGCUUUGGAAGAGCCACCUUGUCGACGCGGUCAUCCAGUUCCAAUAGCACAACCACAAGCUCUGCCCCGGCGCCGUCGAUCUUCAAGAAUUGCUCGACGUGCCGAACUCAGAAACCCACCACGCCAUAGACGUCCACUUCCCUCCGUUAAUGAAGAUUGGGAUUUCUGGUCCAAGAUCUGGACCUUACCUCCCAAUCUUCUCCGCUACCUCUCGCCCGGUUGGCUUAUUGAUUGGACCACUCGAGAUCGUCUGCGACAAAUCAUCUGGCACUUCAAGCCAAAUCAGCACAUCCCCUGUGACGCUCUCAAAGCAGAAAUUGUCGAGAUUUUUGAAGAUCAUGUUGUCCUCCAAUACGGUGCCUACUAUGGGAUCUAG
This is a messenger RNA of Melampsora larici-populina 98AG31, 669 nucleotides long. RefSeq lists its product as uncharacterized. Bases 1 to 669 code for a protein of 222 amino acids. The transcript has 2 exons. Lineage: Eukaryota; Fungi; Basidiomycota; Pucciniomycetes; Pucciniales; Melampsoraceae. The record is from RefSeq and is a predicted model, not a curated record.